Messenger RNA from Tremella mesenterica DSM 1558, 753 nucleotides. RefSeq lists its product as uncharacterized. The transcript is spliced from 2 exons. The annotation marks the transcript as partial. Lineage: Eukaryota; Fungi; Basidiomycota; Tremellomycetes; Tremellales; Tremellaceae. The record is from RefSeq and is a predicted model, not a curated record.
UCUUUAUCACUCUAUCAACAUAUAGAUUAUCAUGCCUCGAAGAUCUUAUGAUCGUUAUUUAGCUACAAAGGCUUUACGUCGUAGAGGUAGUAUAGUCGAGAGUGAAACAGAUCUUGACUCUGUAUUCUCACAUUCAACUCAGUUAUCAAAUUCUUCACAACUUUCUCAUUUCACUCAUCCACAAUCAAGAUCCAAUAGGUUCUCUCCAUCUCCCAUUCCUAAAUUACGAAGUUUAUCUUCCACUUCCUCUAGACCUAGUGUCUUGAGGCAUUCUUCAACUGAUCGACAUUCGUUUUCAAGUCCAUUCGCCCCAGUAUCUACUCAUUCUCCAAAUCUUUCAUCUACUCAUACAACUUCCACUUCGAAUCGGAAUCUUCCAUUUCUCUCUAACAACUAUGAAAACCCGAGAUAUGAUACAAUUUCCAAAGACACUUCAAAUAUCCCAGGACCCUCUAAACCAUCUUUCAAUCCGGAUUUUCAAUCCUCUCAACAUUUCGAUCCUCGAUAUCUUCACGCUAAUUCUAAUUCCCAUUCCUCCAAACAACUAGACCAAUCUGGUUCUAAUGGUUCGGAUCACCACGAUACAGAUAUCGCAAGAACCCAACGAGCGGAAAGACGAGAAAGAAGGAAAAUCGUCAAGAGAGAAAAAAGUACUCUUUUAGGUGAAAAAUAUGAUAGUCCCAUACGUCGAUAUUUAAGAUGGAUGGCAAGUCUUCAUAUGUCUAAAUGGGCAUUACCAAUUGCGCUCAUUGG